AUGCCAGAUGUCAGUGACAAUUCGAUAAUUAGAAAUAUUAAUAUUAAUAUGCAAGAUGCUUGUGACAAUUCGAUAACGAUUGAAAAAAGUAUUUAUAAGUUUGAAGGAUCAUAUUUAGAAGAAACACAUUCUGGUGGUAAUCUUAUUCGUGGGUUUGAUUGUUAUUAUAAAAAUAGUCAAGAUCAAAAUAAUAAGAUUGAAAUAAACGAAGAGGAUCGAUUAUUUUCAAAAUCAAGUGCUACUUAUGAAAAGAAGACAAAAAUUUAG
Molecule: messenger RNA, 267 nt
Organism: Entrophospora candida
Lineage: Eukaryota; Fungi; Glomeromycota; Glomeromycetes; Entrophosporales; Entrophosporaceae
Source: the annotation of a GenBank genome assembly